Armigeres subalbatus is the source of this 822-nucleotide messenger RNA. RefSeq names its product U11/U12 small nuclear ribonucleoprotein 35 kDa protein-like. Gene Ontology annotation, cellular component: U12-type spliceosomal complex; precatalytic spliceosome. The coding region runs from base 126 to 749 and encodes 207 amino acids. Gene Ontology annotation, molecular function: mRNA binding; snRNA binding. The transcript has a single exon. NCBI's taxonomy places the organism in Eukaryota, Metazoa, Arthropoda, Insecta, Diptera, Culicidae. Gene Ontology annotation, biological process: mRNA splicing, via spliceosome. The record is from RefSeq and is a predicted model, not a curated record.
AGCUCCGAAUUCACUCAAAUGUUCAUCGGCCCGCAGCGGAUGUCAUUUUUUCGAGCGAAAAGAAGAAGAAUCGUGAAAAAGAAGACGCUCGUGGUUAAGUCCAUAAUUUAAUUAAAUUUUUUAAUAUGCCUUCGGACGAGGAUUAUUCGUCGCGUCCGUCAUCAAAACAGUGGAGUAGAUUUGCCCGAGAUGAGUACGAUCCGAUCAAGGUGGGUUCAAUCGACGGAACGGACGAGUUUGCCCACGAUCGCGCGUUGAUUCGCGCCCUCAGUUCCAGCUACAAACCCAACCACAAGGUCGUCGGCGAGCCGUUGUGUACAGUCUUUGUGGCCCGGUUGGCUUACUCCGUCGGAGAGGAAAGGCUUCGGGAGUUGUUUGGCAGAUUCGGAACGAUAGUGCGGUGUCGAUUGGUGCGCGAUGUCGUAACGGAACUCUCCAGAGGGUACGGAUUCGUGGAGUUCUCGGAUCGUAAGAGUGCGUUGAGGGCGAUUGAUGAGAUGCAUGGACGGAAAGUGGAUGACAAAGAAAUUAUAGUCGACGAAGAGUGGGAAAGGCGAUUGAAAGGGUGGAAACCAAGACGAUUGGGCGGUGGAUUCGGAGGAAGGAAAAAAAGCCAACAGCUGCGAUUCGGAUGCAAGGAGAGGCCUUGGAAGAAACCGGUAAGUGAUUUGCGAUAUACGAGCAGGAGCGAGUUUUAUCGGAUUACAAAACAUCAGAGGGAAGUGCUGAACUCGAUUGACCUAGCUUAAUGUAUGUUUAUUGAAUUAGAAAAAAAAUGUUUAAAAUAUAAUAUAGAUAAUAAUGAACGAGUGCAACAACAAA